Molecule: messenger RNA, 1746 nt
Organism: Psammomys obesus (fat sand rat)
Lineage: Eukaryota; Metazoa; Chordata; Mammalia; Rodentia; Muridae
Gene: Gpatch2l
Product: G-patch domain containing 2 like
Exons: 10
Coding region: 147-1571 (474 amino acids)
Source: RefSeq, a predicted model, not a curated record
UCUCGGGUGAAUCCAAAGAAGAAGUUGACUCUUGCCUCCCUGCCAUCCGUCACUCUCACCCGGAGACUGGCUCGCUGCUUUGCGGCCCACCAGCGUCCUGUCCUCUGGAGCUUUUCUUCUUUUUUUUAUUUGGCAGCUGUGGCCUCAUGGAUGAGCUGGUACAUGACUUAGCCUCAGCCUUGGAGCAGACAUCUGAGCAGAAUAAGCUUGGUGAGCUGUGGGAGGAGAUGGCCCUGAGCCCUAGGCAGCAGAGGCGGCAGCUUCGGAAACGCCGAGGCCGGAAGCGCCGGUCUGACUUUGCUCACCUGGCAGAGCAUGCCUGCUGCUUCAGUGAGGCCUCUGAGUCAAGUCUGGACGAGGCCACCAAGGACUGUAGAGAAGUGGCUCCGCGCACCAAUUUCAGUGACUCUGAUGACACCGUGGUGGUCAAACGGCACCCAGCUCUCAGCACCAUCAUUAGGAGUAAGCAGCAUACUUGGCAUGAAUCUGACUCCUUUACAGAAAAUGCACCUUGUCGACCGCUCCGGCGCCGAAGGAAGGUGAAGAGGGUAACAUCAGAGGUGGCUGCCAGCCUUCAGCAGAAGCUGAAAGUGUCAGAUUGGAGCUAUGAGAGAGGCUGCAGGUUCAAGUCUGCCAAAAAACAGCGUUUGUCCCGCUGGAAGGAGAAUACUCCUUGGACCUCAUCAGGCCAUGGGGUGUGCGAAUCAGCAGAAAAUAGGACUUUCCUUAGCAAAACAGGAAGGAAAGAAAGGAUGGAGUGUGAAGCAGAGGAACAGAAGCAGGGCUCUGAUGAGAACAUGUCAGAAUGUGAAACUAGCAGUGUAUGCAGCAGCAGCGACACAGGGCUCUUCACCAAUGAUGAAGGACGACAAGGGGAUGAUGAGCAGAGUGAUUGGUUUUAUGAAGGAGAAUGUGUCCCAGGAUUCACAGUCCAUAACCUUCUGCCCAAGUGGGCUCCUGACCACUGCACUGACGUAGAAGGAAUGGACUCCGGACUGGAUAAACUCUCAGAUCCCACGUUCCUUUUGCCUUCCCGGCCAGCUCAGAGAGGAUACCAUGCUCGUCUGAAUCGGUUGCCAGGAACUGCAGCUCGGUGCCUUAGGAAGGGGCGGAGAAGGCUGGCUGGGAAGGAGACCAGCAUAAGCAAUCUGGGAACUGAGAGGAUAAGCCAUAUCAUCAGUGACCCCUGGCAGAAAGAUUUCUGGUUACCAUCAGCUGGGAAAAGAGAACGAAAUCAGUUGAAUCCUCUCUCUCCUCUUUACUCCCUGGAUGUUCUUGCUGAUGCUCCUCAUCGAAGAUGUUCACCUGCACACUGCUCUGCCAGGCAGGCAAGUGUACACUGGGGACCACCAUGUUCACGUGACAUUAAGAGGAAACGGAAACCUGUGGCCUCAGCAUCUUUAUCUAGCCCUAGUUCAGUGCCCCCAGAUGCGCUGGAGCCAGCCACCCCAGCACAGAAGCCUCCCAACUCCGAGUGGUUGGACGGGACCCCUGCAGCAGAGAAAGCCGCUGCCUCCGCUCCAGCCACAGUUUUCAAAAUGCCGCCUGAAAAGAGUUCUGGAUGCAGCUAGAGCCCAGGAGCCGAUGGGUGUUGAGACUUUGUACUGUACAGUCAGCGUUCUAAUCGGCAUUCCUGGUUCCUUCCACCACCAGGACCGACUCCUCUUCACGUGCAACAGUCACCUUUUCUUCUAGAAAAUUAUAUUUGAGGAAUCUUUUUUCUUAUAAAAUAUUAGUUUUCCUUAA